ACCCAUCUUCAGAUGAGCCGCGUGUGAAAAAUCAUGAGAAAGUUUAGCAUCUUCUUCAUGUGGGUGUCUGUCGAUCUGCUGCUGCUGGAGACUUCAUUAUGUGCUGGAGACUCAAGUGUUGUGAAUCCCUGUUGUUACUACCCGUGUCAGAACUCAGGCGUGUGUGUGAGGUUUGGUUCCGAACACUACAGAUGUGACUGCACUCGCACUGGCUUCUAUGGAGAAAACUGCACUGUUCCUGAGCUCAGGACCAGGAUUCGUCUCAUGCUGAAGCCGAGGCCGACGAUGGUUCAUUACUUCCUCACCCACUUCCAGUGGUUCUGGGACGUGGUCAACAACUCUUUCCUGCAGGACAUCUUCAUGAGAUUGGUGCUGACAGUCAGAAGUGAACUUAUUCCAAGUCCUCCGACCUACAACACCAAAUAUGGUUACCUGAACUGGGAAAGCUACUAUAACACGUCCUACUACACCCGCCUCCUCCCUCCUGUACCUGAAGACUGUCCUCUGCCCAUGGGAACUAAAGGUAAACCCGUUCUCCCGGAUCCCAAAGAGCUGAGCGAGCGUUUCUUUAAAAGAAUCAAAUUCAGGCCCGACCCCCAGGGAACCAAUCUGUUGUUUGCCUUCAUGGCUCAACACUUCACUCACCAGUUUUUCAAGACCAACCACGACGUUCAAGUUGGCUUCACCAAAGCUUUGGGACACGGGGUGGAUGCGAGUAAUAUUUAUGGAGACAAUCUUUCACGACAGCUUAAACUCCGGCUUCACAAAGAUGGAAAGUUGAAAUAUCAGUUAGUUAAUGGGGAGAUGCACCUUCCCACAACAUCUGAGGUCCCCGUGCACAUGGUCUACCCUGAAAGUGUUCCUCCUGAGCAGCGUCUGGUGAUCGGUCAGGAGCUAUUUGGCAUCCUGCCGGGUCUCACCAUGUACUCCACCGUGUGGCUGAGGGAGCACAACAGAGUCUGUGACAUCCUGAAGGCCGAACAUCCCACCUGGGACGACGAGCAGCUCUUCCAAACCACCAGACUCAUCAUCAUCGGCGAGAUCAUCAAGAUCAUCAUAGAAGAGUACGUGCAGCACCUGAGCGGUUACCUACUGAAGCUCAAGUUCGAUCCCUCCCUGCUCUUCAAUGAGCGUUUUCAGUACAAUAACCGCAUCGCCAUGGAGUUCUGCCAUCUCUACCACUGGCACCCGCUGAUGCCCGACAGCUUCCUCAUCGACGGAGAUGAUAUCCCCUACUCCAAGUUUUUGUAUAACACAUCUAUGGUCAUGCACUACGGGGUGGAGAAACUGGUGGAUGCUUUCUCUCGACAGCCUGCAGGACAGGUCGGUGGAGGUCGCAACUCUCAUCAAUUUCUUCUCAAAGUUGCGGAGAUGGUGAUCAAAGAGUCCAGAGCGGCCCGUGUGCAGCCAUUCAAUGAAUACAGGAAGAAGUUUAACCUGAAGCCAUACACCUCCUUUUAUGAGUUUACUGACGACAUAGAAAUGGCGAGAGGUUUGGAGGAACUCUACGGGGACAUCGAUGCUCUGGAGUUUUACACCGGAGUCCUGCUGGAGAAAGCUCGUCCUAACAGUAUAUUUGGGGAGAGCAUGGUGGAGAUGGGGGCUCCCUUCUCCUUGAAAGGCCUGCUGGGAAACCCCAUCUGCUCCCCUGUGUACUGGAAGCCAAGCACGUUCGGGGGGGAAAAGGGCUUCGACAUCGUCACAACGGCCACAUUGAAGAAACUGGUGUGUAUCAACACCAAGUGGUGUCCAUACGUGGACUUCCAUGUCCCACGAAGUGAGGAGGAGGCAAAACCAAUGAAACCAUCUACUGAACUUUAACGAAUAUUCACCUUGUGAUGUGCAACUUCAACAAUCACAAUUAGUUUGUUACAGAUUACAUGUAAG
Messenger RNA from Limanda limanda (common dab), 1887 nucleotides. RefSeq names its product prostaglandin G/H synthase 1-like. Gene Ontology annotation, biological process: response to oxidative stress; cyclooxygenase pathway. The coding region runs from base 34 to 1821 and encodes 595 amino acids. Gene Ontology annotation, cellular component: neuron projection; cytoplasm. Gene Ontology annotation, molecular function: oxidoreductase activity, acting on single donors with incorporation of molecular oxygen, incorporation of two atoms of oxygen; prostaglandin-endoperoxide synthase activity; peroxidase activity. The record is from RefSeq and is a predicted model, not a curated record. NCBI's taxonomy places the organism in Eukaryota, Metazoa, Chordata, Actinopteri, Pleuronectiformes, Pleuronectidae. The transcript has 11 exons.